Messenger RNA from Pelobates cultripes (western spadefoot toad), 174 nucleotides. Lineage: Eukaryota; Metazoa; Chordata; Amphibia; Anura; Pelobatidae. The record is from the annotation of a GenBank genome assembly.
AUGGCGAAAGACCGCUCUGGUAGAGUGACAUACAGAUCCCAAACGCAUUGCCUGGAAAAAGGAGCAGUUCUUUGCACAGACAACCUGAUUGGGAUUAAAGAACCAAGAGCCCCCACAGAGGUUACAGAGGGUGGAGACUUGGUGGCCCAGGAACUGCUUGCAGUCGUGCCAUGA